This is a messenger RNA of Knipowitschia caucasica, 1311 nucleotides long. NCBI's taxonomy places the organism in Eukaryota, Metazoa, Chordata, Actinopteri, Gobiiformes, Gobiidae. The record is from the annotation of a GenBank genome assembly.
AUGUUACAGUAUGAAGAGGACUUGGGUUGCAGUCUGGUGUCUGCCCAGAAGAGACCCCCGACUCGGAUGGAUGUCAGACCCCAAAAAGACUCCAAAGAGAAAUGCUUAAACGUGAUGAUAACAGGCCUGUGCUGCCUCCUGGUCGUUCUCAUAAUCGUGGCCAUCCUGCUGGGUUACUACUUCUCCUCCUCCUGUGUCCACGGGCUGCAGUGCGGAGAUGGCAGCUGUGUGUGGGAGUCUCAGUGGUGUGACGGGGUGGUGGACUGCCGGGGGGGCCAGGACGAAGCUCACUGUGUGCGGGUGCAUGGCUCAGAUUUCCUCCUCCAGAUCUACAGCACCGGGAGCAGGAGCUGGAGGACGGUGUGUGCCCGGGGCUGGAGCGAGCGGCAGGCCAGGGCCAGCUGUCGGAGCCUGGGCUUCAGCAAAGGCACGUAUCAUACAUCAACAGAGCUGCCAUCGAAUGAUACAGAUGGAUUUCUGGUUGUUAAGGCUAAUGUUAAACCUGAUACUUUCAUUUUAAAGCAGCUUAUGUACAGUGAUGCCUGCCCAGACAACAGUGUGGUGGCUUUGCAUUGUACAGACUGUGGCAUUGGCGUGAACUCCAGCCGCAGGCAGCAGGCGGCCCCGGGCUCAUGGCCCUGGCAGCUCAGUCUGCAGACAGAAGGCACACACCGCUGUGGAGGAGCUCUCAUCGCCCCCUACUGGAUCCUCACGGCAGCGCACUGUGUGCUCAGACGCUCGGCCCCCGGGAGCUGGCAGGUGUACGGCGGGCUGGUGGGGGACUUGGACACUCUGUUCAGUCCAGCCCACAGCGUGAGCCGUGUCAUCCCUCACCAGGACUACAACCCGGUCACUCAGCAGAACGACAUUGCUCUGAUGAGGCUGACAAAUCCUCUGGACACAAGCGGUUCUAAUGAUAUUCGACCUAUAUGCCUUCCAACGGCGGGCCUGGACAUGGCACAUUCACAAUCAUUCUGGAUCACAAAGUUUGGCUACAACUUAACUGGAGAUGUAUUGAGCCUGUUGGAAGCUCCGGUGUCACUCGUGGACCGUGCAGAGUGUUCUUUCGAUUACAAUGGCCGAGUGACGGAGCAGAUGCUGUGUGCCAGUGAGAAGGCUCCGACCACAGACCGCUGCCUGACUGACAGUGGCGGGCCCCUGGUCUCCUUGCUUGAUGGGAGAUGGUGGCUACUCGGGGACAAUCUUUGGGGAAGACACUGCACUGAGAACUAUAAACCCGAUGUUUACGGUGAUGUCACAUUCUUCAUGGACUGGAUCUACGCUCAGAUGAAGAAGCAUCAAAAUGACUAA